Leishmania braziliensis MHOM/BR/75/M2904 is the source of this 1011-nucleotide messenger RNA. RefSeq lists its product as hypothetical. Bases 1 to 1011 code for a protein of 336 amino acids. Lineage: Eukaryota; Euglenozoa; Kinetoplastea; Trypanosomatida; Trypanosomatidae. The record is from RefSeq and is a predicted model, not a curated record. The transcript has a single exon.
AUGCCGUCCGAUCGAAACCCAUCCGGGGAGGGCUUCAGCAACCCCUACGAGAAUACCACCCUCGUCGGCAAUUGGUUGGAGGAUCGUCUGCAACAGCGCAUCGUGCAGAAGGGCCGCGGCGGAGUUGGGACGACAUGGUGUGCUCAAGGAGUCUUCGAGGACCCGGCAGUGACGAGGGCACGGGACCCGGCAGAGGCACAGGCGGCACUUCUACGCAGCACAUACCAAGUCGACUACAGAAAUCGACCGGGAGUGGCGCAGCGGACCGGCAGCAGUGGUGGCACGGACUGCUCCGGCGCUGCCUCCUCGCUGAUGCUCGGCACACAGCACAAUGCUCACGCUGUGGGCUCUGGUAGUACCUUCUCCACUGCCAAGGGCGACGGAGUCGAUAAGGUUCUUCUGUUCUCCGUCGACCCCGUUGCGGACCCAACAGCGCCGUUGCCGCUCUCCACCAACGCUGGCACGUACGGCGCCUUCUACUACGGCAGAAACGCUGACGGAUUGGCAAACGGCAGCAGCAGCAGCAGCAGCCACGUCACUGGAGCGCUGUAUGCUGACUCGGCAACGAGCCCCGCCACGUCCUCGCCGGCUAACAAGGCUGACGGCCGGGUCACGGCACCACCUGGUGACGCGGACAGCAGCUUGUACGACAGCGUAUCACGCACUGCUGCCGCACCGUCCUCCCCCUUCGGUGCGACCAGGGCCCCGAUACAGAGGAGCGCCAACCCUGACGCCACGUCGUCAUUGCCGCCAGUCCCGCAGCGCCGCAAACUCAGUAACGGUACAGCAACGACAAGCACGCUUGGCCACACAAGAUGGACCCUGACGUCCAUCUGCGCUUCCGUAGCCGCUGGCGGCUUUGGUGCCGCCUCGGGGCGAUCGAGCCAACGACACCCACGGCAGAGCAAAGACGGCAUGGACGACGAGCGUUGGUACUCAUCAAAGCAAAUCGCCGAUAUGCCGGUAGAGCAUUUCACCCUGCAGAGGCGCCUACCGCCAGUGCGCCUGUGA